Messenger RNA from Pteronotus mesoamericanus, 2246 nucleotides. Its product is annotated as cytochrome c oxidase assembly protein COX18, mitochondrial. The record is from RefSeq and is a predicted model, not a curated record. The transcript is spliced from 6 exons. Gene Ontology annotation, molecular function: membrane insertase activity. Lineage: Eukaryota; Metazoa; Chordata; Mammalia; Chiroptera; Mormoopidae. Gene Ontology annotation, cellular component: mitochondrial inner membrane. Bases 145 to 1158 code for a protein of 337 amino acids. Gene Ontology annotation, biological process: protein insertion into mitochondrial inner membrane from matrix; mitochondrial respiratory chain complex IV assembly.
GAAGGUCAGCAGUGGCUGCGGGCGGCCGCGCGCGACCCCGCGCCCACUACACGCCCGGGGAUCGCCGACGCAUGCGCCUGGCGGCUUCGACGGAGCUAGACUUGCAGUUAGAGCCCGCUUCUCGGGCUCAGCCCUGGCGCGCACAUGCUGUGCCGGCUUGGCGGUAGGUGGCUGCGGCCCCUGCCUGUGCGGCAGCUCGGGGCGCAGGGCCCGCAGUUUGUGCUGGCCCCAACUGGCGCUUCCAAGCGUUCCGCUGUGCCAGUGUGGGCGGUGGCUUCAGUCUCUGCAGUUAGCACGGGCGGCACGGGCGGCUGGUAUGAAGCCCUGGCCACUUCGGCGGCCGUGCAGGGCGCGGAGGAGAUGCUGCUCCACGUGCACAGCGCCACGAGCCUGCCUUGGUGGAGCACCGUCCUCCUCACCACCGUGGCCCUGCGCAGCGCCGUCACGCUGCCCCUAGCGGCCUACCAGCACUACAUCCUGGCCAAGGUGGAAAAUUUGCAGCCAGAAAUAAAAAACAUAGCGAAGCAUCUUAACCAAGAAGUUGCAAUUCGUGCAAAUCAGCUGGGGUGGUCCAAAAGAGUUGCCAGGCUCACCUAUCUAAAGAAUAUGCGGAGGCUUGUUUCAGAGCUGUACGUUCGGGAUAACUGCCACCCUUUCAAAGCCACGGUGUUGGUCUGGAUUCAGAUUCCAAUGUGGAUCUUCAUGUCUGUUGCUCUCCGGAAUCUUAGCACAGGAGCCACACAUUCAGAAGCAGGUUUUUCUGUUCAGGAGCAGUUAGCUACUGGUGGGGUCCUGUGGUUUCCUGACCUCACUGCGCUGGACUCUACUUGGAUUCUGCCUAUCUCCGUUGGUAUCAUCAAUUUAUUAAUAGUAGAGAUUUUUGCUCUACAAAAGAUUGGAAUGUCUCGUUUCCAGAUGUAUGCUACGUACUUUGUUCGAGCAGUGUCAGUGUUGAUGAUUCCAGUUGCUGCGACAGUACCUUCAUCAAUUGUUCUCUACUGGUUAUGCUCCAGCUUCAUGGGCCUUUCACAGAACUUGCUGCUGCGUUCUCCUAGGUUUCGCCAACUUUGCCGAAUACCCUUGACCAAGGGAGACUCAGACACUCCUUAUAAGGAUCUUUUUGCUGCCUUUCACGCCAAGUUUAUUUCAAGAAAAUGACAUAUUUUUCAGCAACUUGAAACAAUUACAAAUGUCACUACCACUUUAAUAUACUUAGAAGACUUAUUCAGAUAUGACUUAAUUUGCCUUUAUUUAAAAUCAUGAACUCCAUGAAGUACUAGGGUUAAAAUAUAAUCCAGUUAUGUUUGACAAUACUUAAAAUUUUUUAAAUGCUAGAAAUGUAUUGAUAGUAUGUUUAAUUGUAUCCUAAGAAUGUAAAAGUGUCUGGCUCUGUUUAUGAAAUAACAAUUUGCUAGAGGAGGCUAGAACUUUGGAAAACAGGAAUAGAUAACUAAAUGAUACCAAGUUGUACUGAACAGUCCCACACAUUAAGAUUUUAUAAAACAAGAGAAUCCAGUGAGGGUAACUCUUAAAAUUUUGGAGGUGUAAACAAUUAAGAUAUCUUUGAAGAUCGGGUAAAACCAUGUUUUUCUUCAGAAAACUCCUAAGACUGACAUCGGGGGGCCGUCAUUGACCACUGCUCUGAAAUACCUCUGGUAACUCCUGGUUAAGAGAUUUCAUUCUAAUGGAACAUACAUUGACAAUGGGUUAAUGUGUGAUUUUUAAAAAAACAGACUUGAGAUACAUGGUAGUAGAGUAGUCCAUGCAUGCAAGAAAGCACCUAAUAGGGUAGUUGGUAUGGCCUCUCAACCAUGCUCUGAAGGAAUACCAACAGUGUACAUUCCUUUUCCUCUUACUCAAGAGGUCUGGAAUACAACAUAUGGAACUAAGUACUGCCAGAGACCAAAGUGGCAAAUCUAAACAUUAAGUUUGUUUAGUCAAAGGAAGAUAAACCAGAAGGGGGCUACCUAUUAUGGAGGUGAUUUUAUAAACUAGUUUAUUUGAAGGAUUAAGUACUCUAAUGGGUUAAAACUAUGGUACAUGUUUAAUAUAGGAAAAAUUGACAGGUAAUAUAAAUGGUGGACCCAGUUUAUGUGUUUAAUUCAGAAAGAUGAUAAAAUUAAUUCUGGUUGAGAUUUUUAGGAAUAAAUUGGACAGGCAUUUGAGAAGAUUAUAAAUUACAAAUUUUCACUGUGUUAGAGUAUGAACCUGAUUCUGAGAUGCCCUAUCAUUCCAUCUUAUGUUUU